GCUUUUAACUAUAUAACACGAACUUAUCUGUCUACACUUCAUUCCAACUUCAUUCAGUAAACAAGCGAGGGCAUCGACAGAACCGGCGAAUUUGUCAAGCGAUUCCUAGUGAAUUUCCACUAAAAAGUGUUACCAGUGAAUUAAAAGGGACAGUGAAAAUGGCAUUCUAUCCGUUCUACAUGGAAUGCGACCGCCCAAGGCGCCCUAGGCAGCUUCUAGACCAACAUUUCGGUCUAGGCCUGACGCCGCAAGACAAUCUGACCAUCAUAGCCAUACCUCAGACGACCAGGGAUUACUACAGACCAUGGAGAAACCUUCAGGCUGCUGCCCAGGACGUUGGGUCAAACAUCAAAGAAGAAAAAGAUAAGUUCCAAGUCAAUUUAGACGUGCAGCACUUCGCUCCUGAAGAAAUUUCGGUGAAAACACAAGACGGAUAUUUAGUCGUUGAAGCGAAGCACGAAGAACGGCAAGAUGAGCACGGUUACAUCGCUAGAAGUUUCGUACGCAAAUAUCCGUUACCAGAAGGUAUUCAAGAAGAAUCUGUGACUUCAAAACUGUCUUCGGACGGGGUUUUGACGAUCUCAGCGCCCCUCAAAGCGCCACCGAAGAAUACCAGCGAACGAGUUGUGCCUAUUAUUCAGACGGGGCCAGUCAAGAAACAAAUUGAAGGGGCAGGAACAGAGGCGCAAAAGCAAGGCUAGUUUGACAAGACAAAAUUACCUAUUAGGUCUAGAACUUUCUGUCAGUGGAUUUAGUUAUUCAUAGUUUUAUACUAUUUUUCAUUCCAGUGUUUGGAUUUUUGUUGUGAUACCUAUGAAUGUUGUGUGUGUAUGAAGAAAAUAAAGUUUUUCUAGUCCAUAAUACUUUCUAA
Pectinophora gossypiella (pink bollworm) is the source of this 871-nucleotide messenger RNA. RefSeq names its product protein lethal(2)essential for life-like. The transcript has a single exon. Gene Ontology annotation, molecular function: protein folding chaperone. Bases 159 to 701 code for a protein of 180 amino acids. Lineage: Eukaryota; Metazoa; Arthropoda; Insecta; Lepidoptera; Gelechiidae. Gene Ontology annotation, biological process: protein refolding; response to heat. The record is from RefSeq and is a predicted model, not a curated record.